AUGGGCUCCAAUAUUGUUGUUUUUUUGUCCGCAACUCUCCUGGUGUUCUUCUUGUGGAGUGUUGGAGCAGACAAAGACAUCAAUGGGAUCACUCUUAGAGGCAGAUCUUUAGAGUCAAAGAAGGUGUUCAAUGUGCGUAGAUAUGGGGCUCAUGGCGAUGGACGCCAUGACGACACAAGGUCAAUUGCAAAAACCUGGGCUGCCGCAUGCUCCUCUUCGCAAUCUGCGGUCGUGCUCAUUCCCAGGGGCAAGAGACACCUCAUCAAUCAUGUAACCUUGUCUGGUCCAUGCAAAUCUAGCAUCAUGUUAAUGAUCGAAGGAACUUUGAUGGCUCCUCCAAAGGGGUCACAUUGGAGCAAGAAGACCAACAGGCACUGGAUUAUGUUCAAUGAUGUCGACGGACUAACCAUCGCAGGUGGCGGGACCAUCGAUGGAAAUGGCAAGAUUUGGUGGCAAAAUUCAUGUAAAACUAAUUCAAGACCUCCAUGCAAACAAGCUCCAACGGCCCUGACAUUCUACUCCUGCAAAAACCUCAAACUGGAAAACUUGAAGCUAGUGAAUAGCCAGCAAAUCCACAUGUCAGUAGAGGAUUGCAGCCACGUCAAAAUAGCCCGCCUGUCAAUCACAGCACCAGGCACCAGCCCGAACACCGAUGGCAUCCACAUCACCCGCAGCAAGCAUGUUCAAGUCAGAGACUGCACCAUCAAGACCGGAGACGACUGCAUGUCCAUCGAGGACGGGACCGAGAACCUCCAUGCCAGCAACAUCGUGUGCGGACCGGGGCACGGGAUCAGCAUCGGCAGCCUAGGCGACCGCGGCUCCAGAGCUCAUGUCGUCAACGUCACGGUGGACACGGCGUGGCUAUAUGGCACGGCGAACGGAGCUCGCAUCAAGACGUGGCAAGGGGGCAGGGGCUACGCGAAGAACAUCGUCUUCGAGAACAUGGUCAUGGGUGAUGUCCGGAACCCGAUCGUCAUCGACCAAAACUACUGCGAUUCAGCCACACCAUGCAGGAAACAGAAAUCAGCAGUAGAGGUGAGCAAUGUUCUGUUCAAGAACAUCAGAGGCACAAGUGCAUCAAAAGAAGCCAUUAAGCUGAGAUGCAGCACAAGUGUGCCUUGCCACGGCAUAACAUUGGAGAACGUCAAGCUGACUCUCAAGGGAGGCGAUGGUGUUGCCAAGAGCACCUGUGAGAAUGCAAAAUGGAGGAAAUCGGGGACUGUCACUCCACAGCCAUGUACUAUAGGCAAUUGAUCAAAUAGAAACUACAUACAUACUCCCUCCGUUCUAAACUACAAGUUAUUCCAACUUUCUUGGA
Molecule: messenger RNA, 1318 nt
Organism: Setaria italica (foxtail millet)
Lineage: Eukaryota; Viridiplantae; Streptophyta; Magnoliopsida; Poales; Poaceae
Product: polygalacturonase
Exons: 4
Coding region: 1-1254 (417 amino acids)
Biological process (GO): anther dehiscence; pectin catabolic process; fruit dehiscence
Molecular function (GO): polygalacturonase activity
Source: RefSeq, a predicted model, not a curated record